Messenger RNA from Rhagoletis zephyria (snowberry fruit fly), 1051 nucleotides. RefSeq names its product cholinesterase-like. Gene Ontology annotation, molecular function: acetylcholinesterase activity. Gene Ontology annotation, cellular component: plasma membrane. NCBI's taxonomy places the organism in Eukaryota, Metazoa, Arthropoda, Insecta, Diptera, Tephritidae. The record is from RefSeq and is a predicted model, not a curated record. Gene Ontology annotation, biological process: choline metabolic process; acetylcholine catabolic process.
GCAUUCAGUACGGCUUGGCAAAGCGCUUUGAGAAGCCCACCUUUGCCCCUUCCUGGACGGGCGUGUACAAUGCCACCGAGUACCGGGACGCCUGUCCUCAGGUGGGCAUCGGCAAGCCACCCCCGGGAGUGCCCGCUUUCCAGACGUCCACGAUGAGCGAGAACUGCCUCUACGCCAAUGUCUGGGCACCGGCGGUUGAGGUUGGGGCACCGGGCACUAAUCGAAGUGUGCUGGUCUUCAUUCACGGCGGUGGAUUCACUGUGGGCACCAUCUUCAACUUUCUGGUGGACGGGCGGUACCUGGCGGCAAAGGGCGACCUCGUGGUGGUGGCCAUCGCCUACCGAAUCGGCGCCUUCGGCUACCUGUACGGUGGCAUUGCGAGCACACCGGGAAACCUCGGCUACCACGAUCAAAUUUUAGCCUUAAAAUGGGUGAAAGCGAACAUUGCCGCCUUUGGUGGGGAUCCCAGUAAGGUGACCAUCGCCGGUGAAUCCGCCGGCUCCUACUCCGUCGGCGAGCUGAUCCUCUCUCCGCUCGCUAAAGGCCUUUUCCACCGGGCAAUCCUGCAAUCCGGAGCUCCAAACAGCCUCACCGGAGGAAUGCCAAAGAGUCGAUCGCUAGAAAACACCAAAGCCCUUGCUCGGCACCUCAACUGUUCUACCUCCAGUAACCAGGCGAUGGUGGAGUGUCUGCAGUCGAGGCCCCUGCUGUCCAUCGUCAACUACACCGCCAUCGAGUACAGCAGCACCGACCGCUUCUUCACGCCGAUCUACGGCGACGAGGUGGCCCCCCUUGCUCCGGUAGAAGCACUUAAACUCGGUUUCAUCGCCAGCCCCGGUGUGGACCUGCUGUUUGGCGUCUGCAACGACGAGGGCACCAUGUUUGCGCUGAACAUGUUUCCCCAGUACGCCUCCAACGCCACCCACCUGACGGUGGACUCGGUGAGGAGGGACAUAGUUCACGGGACGGUGGUCUACAAGCAGCACUUUGGAGCAGAGGUGGCCGACUACUACACCAAGGAUCUGGUGAACCCGACGCAGGAUCAGCUCAA